Molecule: messenger RNA, 1376 nt
Organism: Oncorhynchus tshawytscha (Chinook salmon)
Lineage: Eukaryota; Metazoa; Chordata; Actinopteri; Salmoniformes; Salmonidae
Product: TGF-beta activated kinase 1/MAP3K7 binding protein 1
Biological process (GO): protein dephosphorylation
Cellular component (GO): cytosol
Molecular function (GO): protein serine/threonine phosphatase activity
Source: RefSeq, a predicted model, not a curated record
UGCGCAAUCGCUGCGCAAGGUUGAAGCCCAUGAAUGCAUCAAAGUUGUCCACAGAGUUCCAUCAAAGAUGGCGUCUCAGCGUCGGCAAAUGAUGCAAAGCCAUCAGAGCUGGACAGAUGACCUGCCCCUGUGUCAGAUGUGCGGGGUGGGAACAGCCCCCAACUGUACCUACGGACCCGAUGGAAAGGACACCCAGAGCCACCCCAACGAGGACGGACACUUCAGGUUCAGAGGUGAGGAAGGCUGUUUCCUGUAUGGAGUGUUUAAUGGGUUUGAUGGGAGCAGAGUGUCCAGCUUCGUCUCUCAGUGUCUGACAGCAGAACUGCUUCUGGGACAGCUCAAGUCUACACACACUGACUCUGAUGUCCGCAGAAUUCUCUCACAGGCCUUCGACGUUGUAGAGAAGAGUUACUUUGAGACAAUCGGUGACGCUCUUGCAGAGAAGGCUACUAUUAUAUCCCAACUACCUGAGGGAGUAUCGUUCCACCAGCUCUCCCAGAGUCAGAAGCUUUCCGAGAGGCUGAAGGACCUGGAGCAGGAAGUGUCUGGUGGAGCUACCGCUGUUGUGGCUCUGAUACACAACAACAAGCUCUACAUCGCCAACGUGGGUACCAACCGGGCCCUGCUGUGUAAGUCGACCAGCGACGGUCAGAACCAGGUGAUCCAGAUUGGACGACCUCACACCACAGAGAACGAGGACGAGCUCCAGAGACUGGCUGGGCUGGGUCUUGAUGUGUCUGGUCUUCGUCAGGCGGCUCUGAUAGCUGGUCAGAGCAGCACCAGGAGGAUUGGAGACUACAGGGUUAAAUAUAACUACACAGAUAUAGAUCUGUUGAGCGCCGCCAAGAACAAGCCAAUCAUAGCAGAGCCGGAGAUCCAGGCCAGCCAAUCGUUAGAGGGUGUGACGGGCUUCCUGUUGCUGAUGUCAGAGGGGCUCAUCAAAGCCCUGGAGUCUGCCCACGGACCUGAACAGGCCAAUCAGGAGAUGGUAGCGAUGGUAGCAGCAGAACUAGCCCAACAGGGAAGCCUAGAGGCCGUGGCCCAGUCGGUGGUGGAGCGGGUCAAGCGGCUACACCACGAUGUCUACGCCAGCGGACGCCAGAGAGCGUCCCACUGCUCCCGUCACGAAGACAUGACGCUGCUGAUACGCACACUCAACUACACGCUGGCCGACGGCGCGCUCACACCCACACAGGGUAGGUGGGGGAGAGACGCACCCACACAGGGUAGGUGGGGGAGAGACGCGCCCACACAGGGUAGGUGGGGGAGAGACGCGCCCACACAGGGUAGGUGGGGGAGAGACGCGCCCACACAGGGUAGGUGGGGGAGAGACGCGCCCACACAGGGUAGGUGGGGGAGAGACGCGCCCACACAGG